Messenger RNA from Helianthus annuus (common sunflower), 1239 nucleotides. Its product is annotated as 1,4-dihydroxy-2-naphthoyl-CoA synthase, peroxisomal. Gene Ontology annotation, molecular function: 1,4-dihydroxy-2-naphthoyl-CoA synthase activity. NCBI's taxonomy places the organism in Eukaryota, Viridiplantae, Streptophyta, Magnoliopsida, Asterales, Asteraceae. Gene Ontology annotation, biological process: menaquinone biosynthetic process. The record is from RefSeq and is a predicted model, not a curated record. Gene Ontology annotation, cellular component: cytosol. The transcript is spliced from 9 exons. Bases 115 to 1131 code for a protein of 338 amino acids.
CCCCCCCCCCCCCCCCCUAUCAGAUAAGAUAACGAAAUCUUUAACCACCACUCCCUAACUACGACCCUUUCCCUCCAUUUUCUGCCCAAUCACCAUCACCGGAAACCGAUCACCAUGCCUCCCGGAAUGCAAGAAAAAGACCUCAUCACCGUCACUAGGAGGGUUGCAGCCGUCAGUAACCACCUGAUUCCUCCUCCUCAACCUCAUUCGUUAUCCCCGAUCAUAAGUUCGUCUAGUUGCAGUGCCUCUUUAAACGAUAGCUAUCACCGGGUUCACGGUGAAGUUCCGACUCAUAUACCCGUUUGGAAAGCUGCGUGUGAUGAUUCUGGGAAGGAGUUUACUGAUAUUAUAUACGAGAAAGCCCAAGGAGAAGCCAUUGCUAAGAUAACAAUAAACAGGCCAGAGAGAAGAAAUGCAUUCCGACCGCAUACAAUUAAGGAACUAAUUCGCGCUUUCAAUGAUGCUAGAGAUGAUAGUACAAUAGGCGUCAUUAUUCUCACUGGAAAGGGAACCAAAGCUUUCUGUAGCGGUGGUGAUCAGGCACUUAGAAGUGGAGAUGGUUAUGCUGAUUUUGAGAAUUUUGGCCGGCUAAAUGUUCUUGAUUUACAAGUGCAGAUUCGACGACUGCCAAAGCCAGUAAUAGCAAUGGUUGCAGGCUAUGCUGUUGGUGGAGGGCAUGUGUUGCAUAUGGUCUGUGAUCUUACAAUAGCUGCAGAUAAUGCUAUUUUUGGUCAAACGGGUCCAAAGGUGGGAAGCUUUGAUGCUGGUUAUGGGAGUUCCAUUAUGUCAAGAUUGGUGGGACCUAAAAAGGCUCGUGAGAUGUGGUUUUUGGCACGGUUCUACACUGCUCAAGAAGCGGAAAAAAUGGGGCUGAUUAACACAGUAGUCCCUCUAGAAAAGCUAGAACAGGAAACAGUUAAAUGGUGCAGGGAGAUCAUAAGAAACAGCCCAACUGCCAUUCGCGUGCUAAAAGCAGCCAUAAAUGCGGUCGAUGAUGGCCAUGCUGGACACCAGGAACUAGGUGGAAAUGCGACUCUCAUUUUCUAUGGAACGGAAGAAGGCAACGAGGGAAAGACAGCUUACAUGGAACGCAGGCCUCCAAACUUUUCCAAGUUUCCCCGACGACCAUAAUUUAUCAAAUUUUUUUGAAUAAUAUUAUAAGCUUUUGUGGCUUCAUUUUUGUAUCCUUCUCUGUACCCGGAAUAAGAGCUAAUGAAAUUUAUUUGGUAUUCGGUUAAA